CUCAGUAGUGUUUGCUGAAGUGCAAGCUGAGCUGCAGCGGUGUUUCCCUGACCGGCAUAGUACUUUUGUGUUGGAUUUGAAAAAUCUAGGAGCCGCCCAACACCAUCCAUCCAGUAUAUCUACUCCCUGCUAAAGAGUUUUAUUUAGUGCUAGCCCAAGCCUGUAGCUAUCACCGUGCUCGAGAUCGAUCAGCAUUCGCGCUGCAAGUAAGUAGUUACUUGCAAGCGAGGUCUUGUGAUGCCUCGGUUGUGAUCGCAAGCGCCUGCCACGCGACAGGUUGCGAUGGAUGUUUUGGAUGUGAGAAUCACAUAAGCCAAUGCCUGCCUUCCCGUUUAUUGCGCGACAGGUCGACGCUUCUGGUUUUGUUGAGUAUUGUGCCAGCAGCGUUGCUGCUGCUAGUGGUGGUGGUGCUGCUGCUGCUGGUGAAGGUGGCCAAGCGGUUGAUAUCGGCCUAUCACACCGCCAUCGUCACUCCUACUGCAUCUGGAGUCACCCGUCACUGGCAUCUGUACAAUCUGUAGUCGUGUUUUCGUUCACGUGGGUUGCUUGAUUCUUGCAACGCGACUUGCACUCGACUUUACGUGGUGCUCCAGUGUUCGGCUGGAAUAGGCAGUGUGUGCGUUUUUACGUGAGCUGAUGGCAGUGAGGAUUGUGAGUGUGGUGAAAGCAAGUGACGAGCUCGGCUAUGGCUUUACCGUCACUGGCGAGCAGCCCGCCGUCCUUACGGCCAUACAGCCAGGUAGCGCUGCGGAUCGAGCCGGUUUGACUGCUGGAGAUUUGGUACUGGAGAUCAAUGGCCAGAACGUUGAAGAAGCUAGCCACGAGAAGAUUGUGGCGCUGGUGGGACGCACUCGCAACGCCAUUCAACUAAUUAUCGUCAGUAACGCAGAAUUGUCUCGGGACAGCAUCGCAGCGGUAGCUGAGCGCGAACGUGCGCAGCAGAUCUCGUAUUACAGGAAUCGCCAAUUUGUGCCAGGUGCCCCUGCUGCCACUGGUCCUGGUGCUGCUGCGUCCCUUCCACAUGCGCCUGGUACUAGUCCCGCAGCUGGUGCAUAUGACCAGCAUCUUCAGCCGCAGCAGCAUCAAUUCCCGCAACAGCAGCAACAGCAGUAUAUUGGUGAAAGUGGAACAUUGAGUAGUGGUGCUCCUGUGCAUGCGGACUCCUCCUCCACACAGGCUAUGUAUGGUGGAUAUGAUGGACAUGGCGGUGUUGCCACUGUAAGCUCAGUGCCGGGUGGUGAGUCCUGGCUACGACAUUCCGGAGCUGAAGCUGUGGCAGCUCCCGGUGGUGAUAGAGAACGCUCCAGAUCGUUUGGAAACGGCGAUCCGCACCACAUGCCCAGAAGACGCCAAUCUCACAUGGAGGCGACUACCAAUGGUUUACUCACUGGAGGCAGUAGCGGUGGAAAUCCACUUGCCGCUGCAUCUGGUGGUACUUCAGCUGGCAGUGCUGGUGGAGAAUCGUGGUUUCCACGCUCUGCAAGCGGCGAGCUAACUCACGGCAGUCAGCCUGGUGUCGUGACUGGUGCCCCAACCAACAGCCCUGCCACAGUGACUCGUCGCUCACUGUCCAGUUCUGUGAGCGAGCAUGGUGGCCUGUCCCGCCAUUCCGGUGCCUCUCUUGACCGCCGCUCGCAGGAUUCGGUGGAUUCGGACGUCAGCCACGCGUCGCAGCUGACUGGAACGGAACGCCACGUGUAUCCAGUGCAAGUGGCCUACUUUGGUAACGUGGCAAUGAAAGCGGAUCUGUCGGAGCAGACCGAGCGGCUGCGCGUGACUCGUGACUGUGUCAGCGAGUGCCGCAAGCAGCACCGGCGCCCGCAGACCGUCACAAUGCACAUAUCGCAGAAGGGCAUUCGCCUGGUGUGGCUGGUCAACGGCGCAUCUGAAACACUGUUCAUCAGCCGGUCGGCGGUUGCCUUGACUUGGGUAGACCCAAGUGAUCAUCGUGUCUUCUCUCUGGUCCAGCGUGAGAGAGUGUACAAUGGUAGUGUCAGCAGCAGUGGGGGAAGAGGAGGUGCGUCGGACAAGACAGUGGUGCAGAUGAAGGGCCAUGUUUUCAAGGUGUUGCCGAACGGCUUCGACUCGUUCCAAGGAUUCGACGCUGCGCAGCCCGAUUCGGGAACUUCGUCGUCUCCUGACAGCACAACGCAGAGUGCGUGGCCGAUUAUUCGACUCUUGAAAUACAUGUAUGGCGGUAAGUCCGAUCGCAAGGGCUCCCGUGCACCGAGCGAAAGCAGCAUGUCAUCAGCGGGCCGAGGUAGCGGUGAUCAUGACCAUAGGCGCCAGCACUCAGGUGGUUCUGGCAUAGACAUGCACUCGCGGUCAAUGAGAUCCACAUCGACCAUCGUUCCUCCGUCUCCUAGUUUUGCAGAUCGGCACGAGGCUGGCGGCACAGGUAGGACAGGCAGCUUGCCCCGCAGCACAUCUGCAAUCCUCAAAGGCAGCUCAGCGCAUAGCAGCAAUGGUCGAAGUGGCAGUCCGGAGAGCUUCACCAGCAUUGCUAGCGGCGGUGUUAUGUUUGCCUCUACAGGCUCCCAGUUUCGAGCAAUGGGCGCACUGGCUGCCAGGGAUCAUGAUGAUGAUUCCGGUGUGCUGCAGGACCAUCUGCGUCUCGGCAUGCCCAACUUUAGCAGUACACCUCACCGCUCUCCGCAGCUACCUAGCGAACGGCGGCAAGAUGCUGAUUCCAGUCGGUACAGCCCGCAGGCCAGGCGGAGAACGAGCACGAUGGGCAACCGCAGCGGAAGUUUGGAUAGUGUUUACGACACGUCACUUGGCACCAGUCAGCCAACCGAGCUGGUGCCGAGAGAACCGAAGAGAGAGAAUCGUGUAGCAGAGUGGGCCACAAGCUUCAAGUCGUUACUGACUGAUACGUACGGCCGGCAACUCUUCCAGCGGUUCCUGGCUAGCAUUCUGUGCGAAGAAAACAUACUCUUCUGGGAGGAGGUGGAACGGUUCAAGGCAAGCAGCACAGAGCAGAUGCAAUCCACCGGACAAGACAUAUUCAAGACUUUCAUCGACAGUGGAAGUCGUCAACAAGUGAAUUUGGAAAGUAACACAUACAAACAGUUGACAAAGGACAGCAACAGCGAGUUUAAAAUCACCUCGUACAAUGCUGCACAGAAAGAGAUAUUCGACCUGAUGAGGUCUGACUCUCAUAGCAAGUUCACUCGCUCUGACAUCUACAAACAGCAUGUAUGCUUAGAACUGGAUGGUAAGCCACUGCCAGAUGAGGAAGGAGCUGCAGGGACCACUGCCUCUAGCGAUGAUGCCUUGCCCGCAUCCAAUCGUCAGGCCAGCACCAAACGCAAGGGCCUGUUUGGCUUCUUGAAGAAGGACCGGAAGGACAAGAUGAUCAGUGAAGAGCCGCAUGAGUACAGCGGAGGUUCUUCCCAGUCUUCUUCUUCAUCGUCGAAGAAGUCGGUGGGAAGAAUGCGCUCUGAAGUUCUUCUUCAGCAGCAGCAGCAACAGCAGCAGCACUCAGCUCACAACCCACACGGCAAGGCCAACCUCGCCGGUAACCUGACUUUGUCCAAGGCCGCGUCUCGGGCUACCAUGACGACAAUGCUCGAGAAUCCAGGCAGUCAAAAGUCUGCCAAGUGGUCAGGUUCACUACCAUGGAGAAAACAUUCCUCCAUUCAGAAGAAACGAGGACGACUGCCAGUGGAUGUGCGUGUUCAACCAGUGGAUGGUGGAGAGCAGGAUAAUAGUUUUAUACGCAACAGCUCCAGCAAGCUUGUGGCACCGAGUGACAGUGUGCUUGGCGGUGAUGCUGGAACAGAUACUCAAAAUGGCACAGCAAGCAGUAACAAGGCAGCGGCCAGCACAGACGUCAUGUUCCGUGUGACGCUGCCGGACAGUACGUCGUCAACCGUAGCUAAAUCAGCUCCACAUACAAGCUUGCAGGACGCAGUGCGACCCAUUGCGCGGCGGAAAGGACUGCUCGUCGACUCUGUCGAUUUCUACGAGGUUUAUUCCGAUGGAGCAGAAAAGCUGGUAGAGUCAAGCAUACCUGUUCGGGAUCUUGUAACCAACAAUGUUCAUAUUCGCCUCGUGCCUUUGAUAAAUGUACUAAUGCCUUCAGGGAUGGUGGAGUACUGCCGAGCGCACAAAGACAAGUCCGUGCAGGAUGUACUGCACGAACACCUUGCGAACAACAACUUGAUCGUGGAUGCCAUCAGUAUAUCUGUUGAAUUGAAAGAUGGUGAGAAGGAGCUCAUCGAGCCAGGCACCGGAUCGUUGGCCAUGGCUGACAGACAGCUUAUUAUUGAGAUCACUAACCCAGCAGCAAUGCUUUCCCAUACAAGUGUUCCCAGCUCUCCUUCAUCAUCAACCUCCCCUACCUCCCCUCUUGCUGGCGGCAGUGGUGGCGGUGGGGCCUCCGUGAAGCGUACCACCAGUUUCAAGUUUUCGUUUGCCCGAAGACGCUCACAUAUAAAAUCUGCAAGAAGUGCGUCGAUAGAUUCGACUGAUAGCCUGCUUACUUCUGACAGCACCCAGACACUUCCGAAAGGGUUCCGUACAUCCGUUGGCAGCAUCACCAGUGCCACAUCCUCUUCAUCCCUUUCUGAGAGAAAGACCAGCGGAGGAGAUGCGGUGGGAUCAGAGAGCCCCAGCAAACGUCACGAUCGAGUGUCAAUUGCAGAGGAGCUCGAUGACCCAGCCAGUCCUGCCCACGAUCUCCUGGACAUGCUUGAUCGCAUGCAAAGUACUCGCCUGGAUAACCAGAGGGACGCAUCAAUGGUGUCAAGACGCUCUGGUGUCAGCAUGCCUUCGUCGCCACUGGGUUUUGCAAGUCCGGUACACAGCAAGAGUGCAUCCAUGACCACGUACAGCAGUCUGCCACGCAAGUUCAGCAUGGGUUCGCAUGACACCAGCGGCAUGUCCGGUUCUCCAUCCGUGUCCGGACGAUCCGCACCCACCUCGGCCCAUGUGGCAUCAGAUCGAGAAGGCAGGGGCGGAAACGGAUUCUUUCCAGACGACGACAAGAGCACAGUGGAUGGAGGCAACCGUCGGCGAUCCAGUGAGACUGAGAAAUAUAUCUCUGUACCAGGUCUGGACUUCACCAAAACUUCUCCAACCAAUCACCCUCCUGGCUACUACUCACUGGAACGAAAGCCAAGAUCAAGCUCUCUGCAGGGCCCAGAGGAACUGCGACGAGCUGCAUCAGUGGCGAAUGUUGACACUCCUCAGAAGCAGUCCAGCCUCGACCGGCGUAUUCGUCAGAAACUUGCCAUGUUGAAGCCUAAAGGAAGUCCACUCUCUUUUAGUAGUGGCUUGUUGGCCGAUCCUUCGCAAGGAAGAGAGAAAUCAAGGAGUCAGGAACGAAUGAGCAGUGCCGGAAGAGCAGCAAAGCCUUCCAGUCCAGAUGCACGACCGGAAAGACCCUCUUCGGGUAAGGCAAGGGAGAGACCGGACCAUGUGGAGGACUUUUUCCGCAGCUUCAAUCCGCGAGUGCGCAGUGUUGUAUAGAAACAGCCAACACAGACGACCAGUGAACACCCUAAAACCGAUACCAUUAUUCUUGUUAUGGACCUUGCAUUAUUCCACGAGCUUGAGCUUGAUCAGAAUCGGUUUAACUGAGUUUUAUUAUUCUUGAUUUUUGGAAAAAGGAGGUGAUCUUGAACCGGACUGAAUGCAUCUCUUUGCCUCUCAGACAAUGCCCAUCACAGCCCAUAUCUCUAUGUUACUGUAUCACACAUUUCCGCUGUCUUGCCACGAGGGAACGUUUUUCAGUUCAACUGCUAUAAUCGAGCUGUAGAUAACAGUACCGCCAUCAUUUGUAUUCCAUGCUUCCCCCUUUACUACAGAUCCUUUCGACUGAUGCAUGUCUAAGUUAUGACUUCAAAAAGAAACAUCUCCGCAGUAACACAUAGCAUGUUGGUGAAGAAAUAAGUCGCAUUUCCACUGCUA
Messenger RNA from Sycon ciliatum, 5916 nucleotides. RefSeq names its product regulator of G-protein signaling 12-like. The transcript has 17 exons. Gene Ontology annotation, cellular component: plasma membrane; nucleus; cytoplasm. Gene Ontology annotation, molecular function: protein binding; GTPase activator activity. Lineage: Eukaryota; Metazoa; Porifera; Calcarea; Leucosolenida; Sycettidae. The record is from RefSeq and is a predicted model, not a curated record. Gene Ontology annotation, biological process: regulation of G protein-coupled receptor signaling pathway. Bases 637 to 5475 code for a protein of 1612 amino acids.